AUGAUCUAUGGUUGUCUAUCCCUGCCUCCAACUGGCCCUUCGACGAGCGACCGAUCUACUUCUCUUUUUCCUUUGCUGAAAUCCACUUCACAAUGUGGUCCUCACCGCGCAAAGACUGUCACCUCUCUUGCUCAUGGUCCUCUGGCCGCUGCCGCCUCCACUCCCGGCAACGAGGAACUUGACGCUGUUGAUGGCAGAGAUCCGGUCACAGGCGGCGGUGGUCUCCUCCUCUCGGACUUGGUGCGUGCCUCUUUCGGCACCUCAUCGAGCCCAGCCUCGGCGCCGACGGCACCGGAUUCGCAGACCAUUGGGAUCGGCUCUAUCGGCCGAUCCGUGGUAGCCGGGUCAGCCUCUUCAGUAGUUGUGCCGGCUUCUGUCGGGCCUGUCGGUUGCACCGCAUCCGACGUGUUGCCAGGCCCUGUCGGAUCGAGCAUUCUGAGUUAG
This is a messenger RNA of Protopolystoma xenopodis, 444 nucleotides long. NCBI's taxonomy places the organism in Eukaryota, Metazoa, Platyhelminthes, Monogenea, Polystomatidea, Polystomatidae. The record is from the annotation of a GenBank genome assembly.